Messenger RNA from Chironomus riparius, 2006 nucleotides. The record is from the annotation of a GenBank genome assembly. NCBI's taxonomy places the organism in Eukaryota, Metazoa, Arthropoda, Insecta, Diptera, Chironomidae.
GAAGGAUUUUUUAACAAAAAUACACACAAAAUAAUAAAAAUAAAAUAUAUUUCUACCCGGCAUAAGUAGACGUAUCGAUGUGUCCGUGAGAAUUUCCGGAGUGUUGAGAAAAAGUUAAAACAAAAUAAAAUAAUAAUAAUUUUUGGCGUACAUUUUUGGACAUAAAAGCAAGUUUUUAAAUUCAAAAAAAAAGUUUUAAAAAAAUGGCAUCGAACGCUGAUCAAUUUGCUGAUCUUGAGUUAUCGAAAGAGGACCGCGAGCAGAUUUUUGAGGAUCCACAUGAAGGCGCUCAGUCACAUACACCACAAAAUGGUUCCAGUUCAACGACAAAAGUUGUUAUAAGCGGAAUUCCGCACCAUGCAAAUUUUAGUGAUGUUGAGCCAUUAUUGAAGCAGUAUGGCAAUGUCGAAGAAUGCGAUGCGGUAGCGAGUAAAGAUCCAAAAACGCAAACCGUUCACAUCACUUUUGAGUCAUAUGAGCAGGCGCAAAGAGCUGCAAAUGGCCUAAAUGGUGCUGAUUUUGAGGGCAGCAAACUCUCAACAGAGCUUCUGUUUGAAAAUAAAUCGCAAUCGAGUGGUGGGCAAUCGCUUCAGAAAAAGAAUCUAAAAGGUCGCUCAACAUUUGGUGCUGCUAGUGGACCAGGACGUCAAACUGAUUUCCCACUUCGAGUACUUGUUGCUAGCGAUAUGGUUGGUGCUAUUAUUGGACGUCAAGGUAGCACAAUAAGGCAGAUUACUCAACAGUCACGUGCUCGUGUUGAUGUUCAUAGAAAGGAUAAUGUUGGGUCAUUGGAGAAGGCAAUUACGAUUUAUGGAAAUCCAGAAAAUUGUACAAUGGCAUGCAAAAAGAUCCUUGAGGUUAUGCAACAGGAAGCUAACAACACCAAGAAGGGUGAAAUUUGCCUAAAAAUUCUCGCUCACAAUAACCUAAUCGGCCGUAUUAUUGGAAAAUCGGGUAACACUAUCAAGCGUAUUAUGCAAGAUACAGACACAAAGAUUACUGUUAGUUCCAUAAAUGACAUUAACAGUUUCAAUCUCGAACGCAUAAUUACGAUUAAGGGAUCAAUUGAGAAUAUGUCACGUGGUGAGGCACAAAUCAGUUCAAAACUUCGACAAAGCUAUGAGAAUGAUUUGCAAGCUUUAGCACCACAAAGUAUUAUGUUCCCUGGACUUCAUCCAAUGGCAAUGAUGUCAACGGCAGGAAAUGGUCUCGGAUUUCCAGGACGCCCAAAUAAUGUUUUCCCAUCAACAACAAGCUAUCCUCCAAUGUAUCAGGCAACUGGCAUGACUGCCGUACCCGGUGCUGCUGAUGUACAAGAAACUACUUACCUCUACAUACCAAAUAAUGCAGUUGGAGCUAUUAUCGGUACAAAGGGCUCUCACAUCAGAAAUAUUAUUAGAUUUAGUGGUGCAAACGUUAAGAUUGCUCCAUUGGAAGCUGACAAGCCAGCUGAACAGCAGACAGAGAGAAAGGUUACAAUUGUUGGAACACCAGAAGCUCAGUGGAAGGCUCAGUAUCUAAUUUAUGAAAAAAUGCGUGAAGAAGGUUUUGUUAGUGGAACUGAUGAUGUACGGUUGACAGUUGAGAUCCUUGUACCUAGUUCACAGGUCGGCCGCAUUAUCGGAAAAGGAGGUCAAAAUGUGCGAGAAUUGCAACGCGUGACGGGAAGCAUUAUUAAAUUACCAGAACACGCGACCGCUUCCACCCCAACAGUCGAUGAAGAGACUACUGUACAUAUAAUUGGUCCAUUCUUCAGCGUUCAAUCAGCUCAACGUCGUAUCCGCACGAUGAUUACCAUAACAAAUCCUCCACCAGCCUCAGGACGUGCAAAGGCAUCAUCAGGUCAACAGACGCCGCAACAACAACCUGCUCCAUCAACACCACAAUCAAAGUCACAGAAUCAAUCGAAUGCAUCUUAAAUAUCUUCAAUAAAAAAUCAACAACAACAAGAAAUAUCCACAGCCAAUUUUUCUCAGCCAAAAUAAAUCGUCGAACAAAGAAAAGCA